This is a messenger RNA of Pelobates cultripes (western spadefoot toad), 2829 nucleotides long. The record is from the annotation of a GenBank genome assembly. NCBI's taxonomy places the organism in Eukaryota, Metazoa, Chordata, Amphibia, Anura, Pelobatidae.
GAUUUAGAAAAUGUAUGUACAACAACAGGAUGUGUUACAGCAGGUAUGUAACCAAUAAUUUUCAUGAUGUUGUUUAAUAGCUAUAUAAUUUGCUUUUGUGAAUUACUAUAUAAUUAAUUAAUUCCGCCUGAGGUAUCAAGUUGAUGACAGAAUGGUAAAAUAUAUGUCACGUUGGAAAAGUUUUUCACUCUAAUUUUAACACUCUUAUUUUAUCCUAAGUUUGAUUCUUAUUAGUCUACAACUCUUUAAACCAGGCUUCCCCAAACUCCGGCCCUCCAGAUGUUGCUGAACUACAACUCCCAUAAUUCUACGAAUGAAAAAAUAGGCUGAGAAUCAUGGGAAUUGUAGUUCCGCAGCAUCUGGAGGGCCGGAGCUUGGGGAAGCCUGCUUUAAACCAUACCUAUAGAGGUACACUGCAGUCCUUUUGUUCGGUCAAUAGCUGUGAUGAUCUGUGUCCAAGCAAUCGCCCUGAUCCCCAAUGCAAUGCUUCUCUAAGAGAACCUCUGCAUCCAAUGCUUUUCAUAUCAUCUGAAUCGCACCCAGCAUUUGGCAUCAGCAUAUGUUAAAUAAAUACACAGGAAGUAAAAUAGAUUUAAUUACUGAAUCUAUUUUAGACUAGUGCCCCCCAGAGUCGAAAUGGCAGUCAAAUUCCAACUUUUAUCCGAUUAAAUAUGAUUGGAAAAUCUGUGGCUAAAAUAUCUGAUUUUAGUGAGCUGUAGUGGUUAUGGUGCUCAGAGUAUUCCUUAAUACUAAUGGGAAUACUUAAAAUGGCACCAUAAAGAAUAGCACUGUAAUGACUCUGUAUUCUUAUGAACAUCAAAUUAAUACACUAAAUGUAUAUUUUGAUCACCUUUUCUUACAGGCCCUUUGCUGCAUUCUGAUCUUGAAUGUUUCACUUUUAACUGUUUAUUAUUUUAAUUUGUUUACAGCUGCAAGGAUUAUUCAGAACAUGGACCCAACUAUUGAACCUUGCACUGAUUUCUAUCAAUAUGCUUGUGGUGGUUGGUUAAACAAACAUGUAAUACCAGAAACCAGCUCUAGAUAUAGUAUCUUUGAUAUCCUCCGGGAUGAGAUGGAGAUCAUAUUAAAGGGUAUGUAAUUAAAUAUCAUCUAUGUUAUUUUGGAAUUUAGGAUCAGUGCAGAUACCUUUUUAGACUAUAAUGAAAUAAUUUAUAUACUAGUUUACACUGUCAACAUUUAGUGGUCUCAAAACAGUUGUCCAACACUAUUAUAAGCAUGUCUGUUUAUUUCCAUUUAUUUAUGUCAAUCUAUUUAUAAUGUAUCAUUGUUCGUCUGCAUUUCUAUAACAUAUCGAUACCUACAUUUCUCUUUCUAUGGUAGUAAUUUGCUAGAGUCCACUGCUGGUAUUUGUGUUUGUUUCACUUGAAAGUAACCCCAAAAAUUCAUUAGCUGACAUAACUCAAUUACAAUGCCAAAAAAAAGGUAUCAUCUGGAACAAAAACACUCCACAGAAAGCCACUACGAUAGUUUUCUAAUAGGUGGCAUUAUGGUUUCACACGUGUAAAAAAGUCAGUGUUUGACAUAGAAACCAUGCCAGUGGUAGCAAGCAUAGGAUUUCAUAGACAUGUAAAUGCAGGAGCCUCCUGUAUGUAAUUAAAGUUCGAUUUACAGAGCAUGAGAUAAAAAAAACUUUUAAAGUGAGUUACAUCUGAUUGAAAGUGAAACCAUUUUGUUUUUAUGGAGUGUGUGUCAGUCAUGGCCAGAAAAGGUUCGGCAAUGGCUGCAUAAACAGAAACAAACGUCAUAUAACUCCUAAAUGACAGAAAAUUGAGCAGUGAAACUCCAAAAAACCUGCUUCAUUAAGCUAAAGUUGUUUUGGUUACUACUGUGUCUAUUUAAUAUCUGUUGAUAUUUAAUAGAGACCUAGGUGCCAUGUCUAGGUCCUCUGGCAGAAAAACAGCCCAAAAAUAUUAACGAGCCAUAUUGAACCGUGAGUAUGAGGUACUUUUCCAUAUGGCUACAUCUCUGAGCGUGUCAAACCCACCUUUGUUGUUUAUUGCCAAAAAGCUCUACUUUGGUUUCAUCUGACCAGAGAACCUGAUCCAUUUAAAGUUCUAGUAGUGUCUGGCAAACUGAAGAUGCUUGAAUUUGUUUUUGAAUGAGAGUGGAGGCUUUUUUUCUUGAAACCCUUCCAAACAACUGAAGAUGAUAGCAAAUUGUAGUUUAGGAGACUUUCUGACCCAAAGACGCAACUACCUUCUGCAGUUCUCUAGCUCAGAUCCUUUGAUAUUUUUUGGCCACUCAAACCAUCCACCACAGUGUGUUGACACAAUAUAGACACAUGUCAUCUACCAGGUUGAUUCAAAAUAAUCCCAGGUGACUGAAGCUUCCUAAUUAUUGGCCUGAUAGUCGAAAUGGACAUUUUAAAUGUGUUCCUAUUUUCUUAUAGCCACUUCUCAUUUUGUUAACCCCUUAAGGAAAGCAAAGUAUUACAAGUACAACAGUACCCCCCAUGUACAGGUUUUAUGGUGUUUUGGAAAGUUUAGGCUAGGCUCGUUAAGGGCGGCAUAGAACGGCCAUUCUUAAAGGGUUAAGCUCAACAACCUUUUGCCGCACCUCACAGCUGUAAUCCUUGGGUUUACACAUUGUAAUGAAUGACUAAGGGAAGUUGGCCUAUGUGUUACCUAAUAUGUAUACCCCUGUGAACCAGGAAGUAUGCUUAAUGGAAUUGAGAUUAUUUUGACUGACGGUGAUAUCAUGUUUUUUGUUUUUUUUUAAGGUUUAUUGGAAAUGCCAGAACAAGAAGACCGUGAUGCCUUUAAAAAAGCCAAAAUUCUAUAUAAAUCAUGUAUGAAUGAAAGUAAGUAA